Messenger RNA from Hemiscyllium ocellatum (epaulette shark), 1894 nucleotides. RefSeq names its product FKBP prolyl isomerase 8 (gene fkbp8). The record is from RefSeq and is a predicted model, not a curated record. The transcript has 9 exons. Bases 282 to 1568 code for a protein of 428 amino acids. Lineage: Eukaryota; Metazoa; Chordata; Chondrichthyes; Orectolobiformes; Hemiscylliidae. Gene Ontology annotation, molecular function: protein binding; peptidyl-prolyl cis-trans isomerase activity.
GACAGCGCGGGCCAGGGGCGGGGAGCCUGGAAACCGAUCAAACCCUGGGGGCCCGGGGCGCGAGGCCCGGGGGGGAGAGGGGUCUCGGGCCCCCGCCCCCGCCCCCGCCCCCGCCCCCGCCCCCGCCCCCGCCCCCGGGGUUCACAGGGAGCGGGGCCUUUGCUGCUGCAGCGACCUCCCUGAGCCGCCUCCUGGAGUCGAUCAGCUCCAGCUCCGCCUUCAGGGAGCAGACUCUCCGAGUGACCCCUCUCUUCCCAAAGGGAUCAUGUUUCUGAGCUCAGAUGGAGGAGGUGGCCCAGGGUUCUGAGGGGGCAGCUGGAGAUGCAGUGACUACAGGGAGCAAGCACGAUGUCGCUCGCACUUCAGGGAAGAUGCCAGUCCACACGAAAGCCUCUCUCCUUGACAGUGGGGAGGAUGUUGAGAUGAGCAACGAUGACACAGAUGAGGAGGACACAAGUGAACUCCCCUCUUUGGAAGACUUGGGACUUACUGAGGUCCAGAAUGCAGCUGAGGAAAAUUCCCAAUCCAGCAUCAAGGAGAUGAAUGAAGAGGUUGGAAGCAGGGCAAGAAAUGAGGACAGCCGACAGGAACCAGAUGACGAGUGGCUUCAGGUCCUGGGGAAUGGGCUGCUGAAGAAGAAGGUUCUGGUAGCUGGCCAGAGUCAGGAGCCAAGGCCACAGAAAGGUCAGAAUGUAACUGUGAGGCUGAAGAUGGCAUUGGAGGAUGGGACAGAGGUGGAGGAAGAUCCCAAUCGGUGUUUCACUGUGGGGGACGGUGACGUUAUUCAGGCAUUAGAUCUCUGUGUUCAGCUGAUGGAUCAGGACGAAGUUGCGUUAAUUAUCUCAGAUGCAAAGUACGCUUACGGCAGUCUGGGCAGCUCCCAGCCCAGUGUGCCCUCAAAUGCCACUGUCCAUUUGGAGGUUCAGCUUCUGUCUGUGAGUGACAGCCCAGACUUGGAGUUGUUGUCAGGGAAUGAGAGACUGCUGCUGGCUAAUAAGAAACGAGAGCGAGGAAACGCAUAUUUCUUGCGCAGUGAAUAUGUCUUUGCAAUCAGCUCCUACGAUAUUGCUCUCAAUAUUGUCAACUCCAGCUCCAAAGUUGACUUUCUGGAGGGGGAAGAGGAGGAGUUGAUGAACGUGAAGGUGAAAUGUUUGAAUAAUCUGGCAGCUGCCCAGCUAAAGCUUGAACACUUUGAGGCAGCUCUGAAAUCCUCGAAUGCAGCCCUUCAGCACCAACCGAACAACGUCAAGGCCCUCUUCAGGAAAGGAAAGGUCCUGGCCCUGCUGGGUGAAUACACAGAGGCCAUUCCUGUCCUCAGGAAAGCCGCACAGCUGGAACCAUCAAAUAAGGCGAUUCAAGCUGAACUCUCCCAGGUCGUGAGGAAGCAGUUGGAGCAGCGGACCACUGAGCAGGCCAUGUAUCGCAAGAUGCUCGGAGACAUAGCAUUGCCACCCCGCUGCCCACCCUCGCCAUCAUCCUGGAGGAUUCCUUGGAAGUGGCUGUUUGGAGCAACUGUGGUUGCUGUCGGAGGUGUGGCUAUGUCAGUCAUCAUCGCUGCAAGAACCUGAUACUUAAUGGCCAGAGUAACACUCUUAAAGGGACAGGCCACAAACAAUUGCAGAAUUUCUCUAAUAUGUUCUCUUUUCCAAUUUAGAGCAUUCUGGACCUCCUAUUACUUCAGGUAUUGUAAAUAAAGUUAGAGGAAUUGAGCCAACCCAAUUCUUUCAUUCCAUUGAAAUUUAUUAACUUGGAACCCGUGAUAGACUGCAGAUUGGUUGAUAGAUCUGUUUUGAUUUGACAUUAAUUUAUUUCUCGGAGGGGAGCAUGAAGCUUCCUACCAAGUGACAUUUAUCUAAAAAUGUUUAUAUAAUUAUAAUAAAAUGUUUUUAUUGAA